Messenger RNA from Sus scrofa (pig), 8778 nucleotides. It is a transcript of the gene WDR62, whose product is annotated as WD repeat domain 62. Lineage: Eukaryota; Metazoa; Chordata; Mammalia; Artiodactyla; Suidae. The record is from RefSeq and is a predicted model, not a curated record. Gene Ontology annotation, molecular function: protein binding.
GUCACGUGGCAAAUGGGGAAAAGAAUACGUCUGCGCAAAGCCAGCUUUUAGUCACCCGGACUUUAUUUGUUGAGGGACAGGUGGCGACACGGCGUUUCUGAAUCUGCUCUUCAGUCUCUGUCGGCUCCGCCCUACGCUUACUUCCGGGCGACUGCCACUGCGCGGAUAGCCGCCCUGGUGGAGGGCAGCAAAAAACGAGGUGAGGAUUGGUAGUAGCCUCGUAAAGGUUAAAGCCUGUGUAUUUUGUGAAUGAUGAAAACACAGAUAGGGUUAAAAUAUUCCACAGCGCCAGCUCAAGCAUCCAGCUGACAAACCGUGGCUACCCCAUAUCAGACCCUCCGCUCCGCCUCCUAGCUAUCAUUGGUCAAAAGCUCCGCCCGGCAGCCCUGAGAUUGGCCAGAGGACGGUUUGCCGUGUCCAAUGGGCUGCAGCGCCGGCUUUCCCGCGGCGGUUCGCUAUUCGAGUGGGUUGCGGCGGCGGCGGCGGCGGCGGCAGUUGGGCGUGUAACGGUCGCCCGGCCCUGGCGCGACGAUGGCGGCCUUGGGGACCGGAGGCUACGUGCGGAACGAUGCAGUCGAGAAGCUGCCAACCAUCAUGGCGGGAGUUCCGGCGCGGAGGGCCCAGUCGUCCCCGCCCCCUGCUCCACCGCUCUGCCUACGGCGGCGGACGCGACUCACAGCGGCGCCAGAGGACGCGGUGCAGAACCGGGUAUCACUUGAGAAGGUACUUGGCAUCACAGCCCAGAACAGCAGUGGCCUAACCUGUGACCCCGGCACAGGCCACGUGGCCUACCUGGCAGGCUGUGUGGUGGUGAUUUUGAACCCUAAGGAGAACAAGCAGCAGCACAUUUUGAAUACUGCCAGGAAGUCUCUGAGUGCUCUGGCCUUCUCCCCUGAUGGGAAGUACAUAGUGACAGGGGAGAAUGGGCACAGGCCAGCUGUGCGCAUCUGGGACGUCGAAGAGAAGAAUCAGGUGGCGGAGAUGCUGGGCCACAAGUACGGCGUGGCCUGCGUGGCCUUCUCCCCCAACAUGAAGCACAUCGUGUCCAUGGGCUACCAGCACGACAUGGUGCUCAACGUCUGGGACUGGAAGAAAGACAUCGUGGUGGCAUCCAACAAGGUAUCCUGCAGGGUCAUCGCGCUCUCCUUCUCAGAGGACAGCAGCUAUUUUGUCACUGUCGGGAACCGGCACGUGAGGUUCUGGUUCUUGGAAGUCUCCACCGAAGCUAAGGUGACGGGCACGGUGCCCCUCGUGGGGCGCUCAGGCAUCCUGGGUGAGCUGCACGACAACGUCUUCUGUGGUGUGGCGUGUGGCCGGGGCCAGAUGGCAGGCAGUACCUUCUGUGUGUCCUACUCGGGCCUCCUCUGCCAGUUCAACGAGAAGAGGGUGCUGGAGAAGUGGAUCAACCUGAAGGUCUCCUUGUCUUCCUGCCUCUGUGUCAGCCAGGAGCUCAUUUUCUGUGGCUGCACAGACGGGAUAGUCCGCAUCUUCCAAGCCCACAGCCUGCACUACCUCGCCAACCUGCCCAAGCCACACUACCUCGGGGUGGAUGUGGCCCAGGGGCUGGAGCCCAGCUUCCUCUUCCAUAGGAAGGCGGAAGCUGUCUACCCGGAUACAGUGGCGCUGACCUUCGACCCCAACCACCAGUGGCUCUCCUGUGUGUAUAAGGACCACAGCAUCUACAUCUGGGAUGUCAAAGACAUCAACAAAGUAGGCAAGAUGUGGUCGGAGCUCUUCCACAGCUCCUACGUCUGGAACGUGGAGGAGUUUCUCCUUACUAUGAGCCUUUGUUCUGCAGGAAGUCCGGCAGACAAUACCAUCCGCUUCUGGAACCUGGACAGCAACCCCGACUCUCACUGGCAGAAGAACAUCUUCAGUGACACCCUGCUGAAGGUCGUGUACGUGGAGAGUGACAUCCAGCACCUGCAGGACAUGUCACACUUUCCAGACCGAGGGAGUGAGAAUGGGAUGGCUGUGGACAUGAAAGCUGGGGUGCGAGUCAUGCAGGUCAGUCCUGAUGGCCAGCACUUGGCUUCAGGAGACCGAAGUGGAAAUCUGAGGAUCCACGAGCUGCACUUCAUGGAUGAGCUGGUCAGGGUGGAGGCCCAUGAUGCUGAGGUGCUGUGCCUGGAGUACUCCAAGCCUGAGACAGGGCUGACCUUGCUGGCCUCGGCCAGUCGAGACCGACUGAUCCAUGUGCUGAACGUGGAGAAGAACUACAGCCUGGAGCAGACCCUGGAUGACCACUCCUCCUCCAUCACGGCCGUCAAGUUUACUGGCAGCAGAGACAUCCAGAUGAUCAGCUGUGGUGCCGACAAGAGCAUCUACUUCCGCAGUGCCCAGCAGGCCUCGGAUGGACUGCACUUCGUCCGUACCCACCACGUGGCAGAGAAGACCACCCUGUAUGACAUGGACAUUGACAUUACCCAGAAGUAUGUGGCCGUGGCCUGCCAGGACCGCAACGUCAGAGUCUACAACACCGUGAACGGGAAGCAGAAGAAGUGCUACAAGGGCUCCCAGGGAGAUGAAGGGUCCCUGUUGAAGGUCCAUGUGGACCCUUCAGGCACCUUCCUGGCCACAAGCUGCUCUGACAAAAGCAUCUCCGUGAUUGACUUUUACUCAGGCGAGUGCGUUGCCAAGAUGUUUGGCCAUUCAGAAAUCAUCACGGGCAUGAAGUUCACCUAUGAUUGUCGUCACUUGAUCACAGUUUCUGGAGACAGCUGUGUGUUCAUCUGGCACCUGGGCCCGGAGAUCACCAACUGCAUGAAGCAGCACUUACUGGAGAUCGACCAACGGGAGCAGCCGCAGCAGAACACGAAGGACGGGAAGUGGAGCAGAGACCCCAGGCAGGAAACGUGCACAUCCAUGCCCAGCGAGAUCUCUCUAAGCCCUGGAGAACAGACAGAGGAUGAGCUGGAGGAAGAGUGUGAACCUGAAGAGCUGCUGAAGACGCCAUCCAAAGAGAGCUUGGAUUCAGAUCCUCGGUGCCUGCUGACCAACGGCAAGCUGCCACUCUGGGCAAAGCGGCUGCUCGGAGACGACGAUGUGGCAGACGGCUCAGCCUUCCAUGCCAAGCGCAGCUACCAGCCACACGGCCGCUGGGCAGAGCGGGCUGACCAGGAGCCUCUCAAAACCAUCCUGGACGCCCGGGACCUGGAUUGCUACUUUACCCCCAUGAAGCCCGAGAGCCUGGAGGAUUCCAUUCUGGAUACGGUGGAGUCGCAGAGACUGGCGGGCCUGCUGAGCCAGUCAGAGAGUCCCCAAGAAGAUGGCUGUAGGCAUCCUUCCUUAACGCCCCCACAGAGGGAGUCUUCUGAGGUCAGUGAGCUCCUCUGCUCCCUGGAGUCAGAGGUGACAAUCACAGGGACAGACAGCAAGCCCUGCGCUGAGGAGGGAGAGGGGGCGCCUGGGGACCAGCAAGAUGACUUCUACCUCCGGGUCCCUUCCAUCACCUCCAAGGACCUGAACCCCCCUGAGGACUCAGGGGAGUCAGAGGCCGACUUAGAGUGCAGUUUCACCGCCGUCCACUCCCCUCCACGGCCAGACCCAGACCCUCCAUUUGACGUGGCGGUGCCCCCGGCACCAGGAUGCCCAGGUGCCACGGAAGAAUUGGCCCGGCCCGAGGUGCCAGGCCUCUCCAACGGCUCCCUGCCCCAGACCCCUGAGCAGGAGAAGUUCCUCCGCCACCACUUCGAGACGCUUACUGAUGCCCCUGCUGAGGAGCUCUUCCACGGAUCCCUGAGAGACCUGAAGGCCUCUGAGGCCAAGGAUGACUUCUUCAAUCCCCGGCUGAGCAUCUCAGCACAGUUCCUCUCUCGCUUCCAGAAGCCCUCCAGGUUCACCCACACCUUCCCUACCCGGCUGCCCCGACACCCCAUGCAGUCCCCAGAGGUCAAACUCACGGACCUUGCGGGCAGCCAGCCCAGAGCAGAGCCCCUGAGAGCGGGAACCGGCUAUACCUCCCCAGGCAGGACCAACGUUCUCUCUGCGGGCAAGGCUGAGGAGCCCCUCGAAGCCUGGUCCCCACUGACCUCCUGCCUCACAGGCCUAGCGCCCUGUGUCUCCUCCUCCUCGGUGCCACCCACAGAUAAGACGCCUCCGACGCCCACAGCCCUACCCACUCCAGGCCUGGCUCAGGGUGUUCACACCCCUGCCACCUCCUCCUAUGUGGAGGCCACCGCCGGUUCCCGGGCCAAGAUGUCACGCAGCAUUUCCCUUGAGGACAGUAAAGGCCCUGUCCUGGCUGAGCUAGCCAGGCCUCCCUGCAGGCCCUCGUCCUUGGGGGAGCUGUCCUCCCUGGGCCAGGAGCUCCGAGCCAUCACCACCACAGUGACACCCAGCUCUGACAGUGAGGGCCAAGAACCUGCCCUGCCUUCCCGGGGCAAUCAUGAGGCCCGUGCCAGCCUGAAACUCACCCUCUCGAGUAUCUGUGACAGGCUCUUACUGCCCCCACCCCAGCUAGAACCUUCUGCCAUGUGUGUCUGGUCCCAGGAACCUGUGGCCAUCCAGCCCAAUGUCAUGGUCACAACGGCCAGCUUCUCGGCUCCUAGCCCUGUGAAUGUGAGCGCCUCAAGGCUCCAUAACUCCACCUUUCUCCCAAGGUUUCUAGCCCCUGAACCCCUGAAUACCUCUGCCCACCCCAACAGCCCCCCGCUUCCAGAGGCCAGGCCCGGGGUCCCUGGGAACAUCAUCUCCCUCCUGGAGUCUGCUCCUGAUGCUCUCAGUCCGGUCCAUCGCUGCCCUGGACACUGCGGGCAACCCAGGGUGCCAGCCAGGGUCCCGCCCCCAGGUCCCCUUGAGCUGAGCAAUGUGGGGAGCAUUGUGCACAGGCUGCAGACUGCCUUCCAAGAGGCCUUAGACCUGUACCACAUGAUGGUCUCCAGGGACGAGGUGAGCGCCGAGCAGCAGCAGGCACAGACUGAGCUGGCCUCCACUUUCCUUUGGAUCCACAGCCAACUAGAGGCCAACGACUGGCUGGUGGGGACUGAUGGGGCCCCAGCCCAGGCCCUGCCCAGCCCAGGUCCCCCCUCCCCACCUACUUUGUGCCCCUUGGCCAGCCCAGAUUUGCAUGCCCUGCUGGAACACUACUCAGAGCUGCUGGUGCAGGCUGUGCGGAGGAAGGCACAGCGGGACUGAGGGUUGGCAGCCCCUCCACCCCAGCCCUGUGCUUCAGAAGAAAUAGGUAUUUUAAGCAAAUAAACUGACAGCUUGGGGGAGUGGUUCCUGGUGCCUGUCCUGGCGCAUCCACAAAGCCCCUGCAGGUGGCUGCAGGGAAAGAAGGUAGAGGGGGAACUCCCAGGUGCCCCAGGGCCAGGCGCUGUCCCAGGACUCCGUCAUGGGGAACACAGGACUUUGGGAACGGCAGUAACAAUUACCCAGUGUCUGGCUCCUAUGUCGCCUGUCCCCAGCCCACUGAGCUGUUGUGAAAUCACAUGUGGUUCUCGCCCCGGUGCCUGCCUGCACCCUAGGGAGGGGCCAGCCUUCUUCCUUGCCCUCUACUGAUGCCCAAGAAUCCAUUGGAGCCACUGUAAUCACCACGUGCCAGACCCUGGCCACCCAUGGCCACAGCACUGGCUCACGGUCCCUGGGCCCGGCCCAUGCUGGGUCCUACAAGCUCCAGACUUCUGUUGCCAUUUGCAGCAGGGGAAAUUGAGGAAGGACAAACAGGCUUACCCACUGGACCAUGCAGGCAGCAUGCCCAGGCCACCCAACAGCUGAGACCCGUGAUUCCUUCCCCAGCCAGAGGACUGUGACCAGCUUCAGCAUCCUGUGAGCUCCCAGCACUGGUACCAGCUUCCCCAGGCAACAGGCAUCUAGCCACGUGGCAUGUCUGCUAAGAAGGCCCCUCUUGUGACCACAAAAGUCUUCACUGUCCCAAGCCUGUAAUAAGGAAGCCAGCAGGAGCAGGGCCCUCUCCUCAAGCACAGUCCUACCACUGGUCUGCUUGGCCUGAACCCCUGCUUGCCUGGGAGUGUCUCCCUGCUCCGUUGGUGAUCAUGGCCCACCAGAAACAUAGGGUCCCACAGAGCUGAGCCUCAAAACCAGGCUUGCCUGGUGGUAGAGCCAGACCCUUCAGCACGAGGACAUGGUCCUCUGUUGCCCCUGUAAACACUGAACCAAUCAGGCAGGUGCUGAAAGACCUGGCAGCCCCCAGGUACCUGUCACGGUCAUGCAUGAAGGGUGGGAUGAGGAACAGGACAAGCAAAGCAGCUGCCCUUGUGGCAUUUGUUUUCUAGAGAAGGAAACACGACAGGAAUUAAAGUAACUAAGUGUAGGUAUUCGGAGGGAAUUGCCUGCGCUGGUCGAAGGUCAGAGAAGGCCUUUGUGAGGUGACAUUGGAGCUGAGGCUUGAUGGAGGGCGCAGGCCUUGUAGAAAGUAUCCGGCGGAAAGAAUAACCAGUGUGGAGGCCCCAUGGCAAACUCAGACAGACACGUGAGGAGCAGCAAUGAAACUAGGAGGCUGAAAUGGAGCGAGCUUAGGGAGAGGGGAGGAAGAAGGGGUCCUACUGGGCAAGGCCUUGUGGCUUCAUCUAUUUUAUUUUAGUCUUUUUAGGGCCACAUCUGCGGCAUAUGGAGGUUCCCAGGCUAGGAGUUGAAUCGGAGCAGUAGCCACCAGCCUACACCACAGCUCACAGCAACACUGACCCACUGAGUGAGGCCAGGGAUCCAACCUUCGUCCUUAUGAAUUCUAGUCAGAUUCGUUUCCACUGAGCCGUGAUAAAAAACACCUGCUUCAUCACAUUUAAAUCCAAGACACAUUCACAAUACAAAUUUUCCCCCUAAGUAAAACCCCUGAUCAUGGUGUUUGGGAAGAUGCCUGGGAUUGUUUAUUUCCCAAGGUCCCCUCCUCUGCCUCAGGGAGCCCAGGCGGUCCAGGACUCAUAGGUGCCACUUCUGCCAGGAGGCUCCUUGCCCAGGGCCCACGGGCCACCCCUGUGAACUGGAGAUCCCCUCACCCUGCCCCUGCCUAGCUCAGCCAUGGGUGCCUAACGCUGAGGUGGGGUUUGGUGUCAGGCCCCUGGACGCCCAGAGUACCACCUUGAGCCUGUUCCCUCAUGGAUUUAUCCCUUGUCCCACCCUGUAUCACAGUUAAGUCUUCAACUCCAGGCAGCAAAUGCCUGGCUUAAGGGGCCCCAAGCUACAGGGACAUUUAUUCUUUUUUUUUUUUUUUUUUUGUCUUUUUGCCUUUUCUGAGGCUACUCCUGCGCCAUAUGGAGGUUCCCAGGCUAGGGAUCUAAUAGGAGCUACAGCUGCCGGCCUCCACCACAGCCACAGCAACGCGUGAUCCCAGCUGUGUCUGUGACCUACACCACAGCUCAUGGCAACGCCAGGUCCUUAACCCACUGAGCAAGGCCAGGGAUUGAACCUGAAACCUCAUGGUUCCCAGUCGUAUUCCUUAACCACUGAGCCAUGAUGGGAAUUCCCAGGGACAUUUAUUCGUGAUUCUAUUCCUGUUCUGUUUUACCCUCUGAGUCACACUCUCCAGCUUAGGCCCUCACAAUGGCAACGUGGCUGCCAUAGCUCCCAACAGUACGCCCCUCACCAAAACAGGAGCAAAGGCACAAAGUAGGUGGCUACCAGCAUAGUGCAGAAAAAGUGCAAAGCCUUUCUAGUGCCUCCCCUUUCAGAGCAGUGUCAGGCAAACAAAAGGAGAUGGCCUUAAUUCAGUUGGACCAGCCAUCUCUCUUGUCCUGGGUAAGUUGCUGUUAGAACAAAAUUGGGUUCUCAGCACAGAAGAAGGAUGGGCUGGUACAGGAUCCAGUGUAUCUGUCACUCUCCAUCUUCUAGCCCCAAUCUCCUCAGCCCUGGAAGAACCAGACUUUCCUUGGACAAAUGAACUGGUUAAGUAAGAAACCACUGAUGGAUGUGUAUUAGCCAGUGGCUUAGCAGGAAGAGGCAGCAUGUUUGUGUGCCGUAUUUCAAAGAGUUUAGCAAAGGGAUCAGUUGCAAAGGAAUGGGCAAGGAGUAGGGAAACCUCAGGCCAGUACAGUACCCUGGACUGGUGCCACCUCCCUCCGGCCACAGGGCACAGGGAGCAAAGUGGAACCCAGAAGAGCUCAUCCUGCACAGGCUGCCCCGACGGAGCUGUGUUCCCAGAAACCCCACAGGGAGGGAGUUGGGAGAACCCCUCCCCCAUCUUUCAUGGGGCUCCUCAUUACCCUAACCCUAUUGGAAGCCAGAGGGCACGGGUGCCAGAUGAUGGUGCCCAUCCAGGUCAGCCUCCCAGGGACAGGACAGAAAGGGGACCUGGGGAGCAAGUAGAGAUACCUAGCCCCAGAGUUCUUCCCCGAUGGGUGUUCAGCAACAACUCAGGAGGGAACCAGUUGUCCCAAGAGACACGGUGUUGGGCAUGGAGAACUGGGCACCUGAGAGAAAGUGGCUCCUUCAGUGCACCUGGCCCUUGCACACCACGUCAGACCUGGGCCAGACACACCAGUCCGAUAACUGGGAGAUGAGAGGCUUCACGUGGGCUGAUUGAAACUCAGGUGCUUGCCUAGCCACCCCAGCCUUCAGGACUUUCUAGCAUUCUCCGCCUGAGAUCUACGUGGAUUUUCAGCACAAACCAGUAGUAGGAAGACUCAUUAGUCCAGUUUCCAGAUAAAGAAACAGGCUCAAGAAGACAUGACUUGCUGCCCCAGGUCCUGCAGAGAGAAAGUGACAAAGCCCUGGGCCAGCAGACUCUCAGUGCUGCCCGCCUUGCUACCCAAACGGCAUCAGCAAGACUGACUUUCAGGAAAUGUGAAGAAAUGAAUAAAUACUGCAUCUUUCACCACCCAG